Synchiropus splendidus (mandarinfish) is the source of this 1836-nucleotide messenger RNA. RefSeq names its product calcium binding and coiled-coil domain 2 (gene calcoco2). The record is from RefSeq and is a predicted model, not a curated record. The transcript is spliced from 10 exons. The coding region runs from base 144 to 1256 and encodes 370 amino acids. NCBI's taxonomy places the organism in Eukaryota, Metazoa, Chordata, Actinopteri, Syngnathiformes, Callionymidae.
GAAAAUGACGAGCUUGUACGUUUUUUUUUGUUUUUUGUUUUUUUAUUCUCUACUAUAGCGUGGAGUUAGUUAAGUGGCGCUUCAUUGAAAAUCGAUUGAUCUUAAACUCGGAACUGUUUGUAUUUUAUCCAUGACGUUUGUUAAUGGAGACCCCCACUGAGGAUUCCUCCCCUCGCACCCUCUCUAAUGCGAUGUUUGUGGACGUCCCUCCGUCUUACCCGCCGUCCCGGGAUAUCACCUGCCGCUACACCAUCACCUCUGAGUUCCAACCCACGACUCGGGACUGGAUCGGGAUAUUCAAGGUAGGAUGGAGCCACAAGAGUGACUAUUGUACCUUUGUUUGGGCGGACAUGAACAUGGAGAGGUCAGAUGGGUCCGCCAGCAGGAAGGCCGUUUUUAAGGAAUACCACCUGCCCAAAGAUGAAGAGAACGCCUACCAGUUCUGUUACAUGGACAGCGCGGGCCAAGUGCAAGGAGUCAGCAGGCCGUUCUCCUUCGCAACCCUAGACCAGUCCAUCCCUGAUAGCAGCAUUGAAGAUGAUGUGUUGGUUGUUUACACAAAGGAACAAAUCAACCAGGCCCUUCAGGAGAGAGAUGAACUGAAGGCUCAGAGAAAUGAGGCCAGAGCUGAGAUUGAAACCCUGAGCUGUUCACUGAGAAGACAAGAGGAGGAAAUCACCAUUCUGAAGGAGCAACUCAGUCAGAAGGACGCGAAGAUAAUUGACAUUGGGAACAAACUUCAUCUGCUGGAGGAAGAGAACAAGCAACUGAAGCAUACAUCAGAGUUGGAGGCAGAAUUUCAGCAUUUAAAGCUAAAACUGGAGGAAGUUCAGGAAGUCAUUGCAGUUAAGGACCAAUUGAUAGCGGACAAAGAUGACAUGAUCCUGUUCCUCCAGCGGCAGAAUAACACAAGGAGCCACAAGGAGGGGUUGCACGGAGCACGCGAUGACUUUCACGCCAGCCCCACGAUUCCAUCUGAGCUGCAGGAAACCACGAGCGAUGCAGCCUCCUACAAUAAAGAUCUGCCACUGCAGGAGACGCAGAGGGAACAUGAUCGUGAUGUUACUGAGAUCACUCAAGAGUCAGAUGAGGAGGAGGUUCUGGAGUGUCGCUACUGCAAGGAGCGAUUCCCUGGGAUCACCCAACAGCAAAUGGACCAGCACGAGCUCAGCCACAAAGUUUGUCCAUUCUGCUGGCAUCUGUGUGACCACAUGGAUCAGAUCACCUUCGAAGACCAUGUCUACAGUCACAAUUAACUCUCAUGAUGCACAUGGUGUACAGUCAGAUUAAUUUACUUCAGGCUUUUAUUUCAAAUAUAUCUGAGAAAAAAAUAUUUUUGCAAGAUGUUACGAUCUUACUGGAAGUCCCAGCAGGAACCUCUGCAGGCAGCCGGCUGGAAUGGGAGAAAUUGAAUGGGUACUGCUGUACCUUUCUCCGCGUUCACUAGUAUUCUUAAGUAAUGUUACAAAUGUGUGAUGCUUUGUGAAAAUCUUCUGUAUAAUACAUGCUUUUAAGAGUAAUUAACAGUCAUCUUUUAUCAAUGAACAGAGAAAAAAAAUUGUGAAUAUGGGAAAAAAAGUGAUCAUAAAAAAUACUGGAAUGCAGGACAGUAUGUGUAGAUUAAAUAAAAAGGAAUAAAUGCAUGAUGGUGGCGCUGUGGAGAGGGAUGCUCCCUAUUAAGUAAACCUCUACCGUAUGGAGUUUGUAUGUGUGCGUGUGUGUUAUGGGUCUAUAUGUGACCUGUGAUGGACUUGUGACCUCCUGUUGCCCUGCCAUUCUCUUGUCUUACGGAGCGCUUUCCCACCCUGAGACAAAAUAAAUGUAUAACAUUCAAAU